Peromyscus leucopus (white-footed mouse) is the source of this 1211-nucleotide messenger RNA. Its product is annotated as sphingolipid delta(4)-desaturase DES1-like. Gene Ontology annotation, molecular function: sphingolipid delta-4 desaturase activity. The transcript is spliced from 3 exons. Gene Ontology annotation, biological process: ceramide biosynthetic process. The coding region runs from base 33 to 983 and encodes 316 amino acids. Gene Ontology annotation, cellular component: membrane. The record is from RefSeq and is a predicted model, not a curated record. Lineage: Eukaryota; Metazoa; Chordata; Mammalia; Rodentia; Cricetidae.
GGUGCAGAACCCAGAGAAGUCCACGCCCAGCCAUGGGGAGCCGCGUUUCUCGAGAAGAUUUUGAGUGGGUCGACACGGAUGAACCGCAUGCGCAGAGGAGACGAGAGAUCCUGGCAAAAUAUCCAGAGAUAAAAUCCUUGAUGAAACCUGACCCCAACCUCAUCUGGAUCAUAACUCUGAUGGUUCUCGUGCAGCUGGCUUCAUUUUACUUAGUGAAAGACCUGCACUGGAAAUGGGUGAUAUUUUGGUCCUAUGUCUUUGGUAGCUCCAUUGACCACUCAAUGUCUCUGGGGAUCCAUGAGAUUUCCCAUAAUUUCCCAUUUGGCCACCACAGGGCGCUGUGGAACCGCUGGUUUGGAAUAUUUGCUAAUCUCCCUUUGGGAGUUCCAUACUCGAUUUCCUUUAAGAGAUACCACAUGGAUCACCAUCGAUGCCUCGGAGUUGGUGGCCUUGAUGUGGGCAUUCCUACCAACUUUGAGGGCUGGUUCUUCUGCACCACUUUCAGGAAGCUGGCCUGGGUUAUCUUUCAGCCCCUCUUUGUGAUUUUCCGACCUCUAUUUAUCAACCCGAAACCAAUUACUUAUCUGGAAAUCAUCAAUGCUGUGGCUCAGAUCACUUUUGACAUUAUAGUUUACUAUGUUUGGGGAAUUAAGUCUUUAGUCUACAUGUUGGCAGCCUCCCUGCUUGGCAUGGGUUUGAACCCAAUUUCUGGGCAGUUUAUAGCCGACCAUUGCAUGUUCCUACAGGGACAUGAAACAAAUUCAUAUUAUGGGCCUCUGAAUUUACUGACCUUCAAUGUUGGCUACCAUAAUGAACACCAUGACUUCCCGAACGUUCCUGGGAAAAACCUGCCCCUGGUGAGAAAAAUAGCAGCUGAAUACUAUGACAAACUUCCCCAUCACGACUCCUGGAUCAAAGUACUGUAUGAUUUUGUGAUGGAUGACACACUCAGUCCCUACUCCAGGGUGAAGAGGCUUCAGUGAGGAAAAUAGCUUUUGGAGUAACACUAUCAGAGCCAAAGCAAAUUCUGCAAAGAUUCGAAAUAGCGAGAAUGUGGAUUUUUUCCUUAUUAAAAAAAGAUCAGUGAUGCUCAGAAGCUGCCCCAGAAGAAUUUUCUCUCCAUAACAUCAAGAAGCUGUUCUGGUUCCCUGUCAGUCUGACUCUGUCACAGAGCUCAACUGUGUGGUUGUCCAGUUAUCAUCCCUGAGACA